GCGGUGCUUUCACACCUGUUGCUCUCUGAUAUUUUACUUAACCUGCUCCGGAGCAGGUAGAUCUACUGCACAGGUUAUCAUAGCGAUUUAUGUCGGUAAUAAGUGAGCCACCUUCAUAGUAGGCCACGGAAGUCACCCGGAUAAACCCAGACCUUGCUUCGUAGGAGUAGAUCUUUGACGUCGUUAUGGCAUCCGCUAGACGGAGAAACAAUGAGACCUCGUUAGACGAAAGUCAGUCAUCGAACAAGAUGCCGCGGAAUGACAAGAGUCACAUAGCAGCUUUAAUUUUAGCUCGAGGUGGGAGCAAAGGGAUCCCGCUGAAAAACAUCAAGAUGCUGGCCGGGGUCCCGCUCAUCGGGUGGGUGCUGAGGGCCGCCGUGGACUCGGGAAUGUUUGACAGCUGCCUAAAGGAAACUGGUGAGCAAACAGUGCCAUUCAAUCUGGAGCCAGCCAAACGGCCGCGGCGUCAGGACUGGCCAGGGGAGCUGUGUGAGAAUGGCUCAUUUUACUUCGCCAAAAAAGAGAUCAUUGAAAAGGAAGGACACUUGCAGGGCGGUAAGUUAACCUACUAUGAGAUGCUGCCGGAGUACAGCGUAGAUAUAGACGUGGACAUCGACUGGCCUGUGGCAGAACAGAGGGUUCUCAGGUACGGUUACUUCGGUAAGGACACACCAGAGGUGGUCCGCCUAAUGUUCUGCAACAUUUCCGGCUGUUUAACUGAUGGAAAGAUCUUUAUGUCUGUGUCGGGAGAGGCAAUGGUGUCUGUCAACACCAGAGACACAACUGGGCUUCGGAUGCUGCAGGAAGAACAAGUUGAGGUCAUACUGUUGACCACAGAGAAAGACCCCAUUGACCCAGCUUUGCUUCAAAAACUUGAAGAUAGGAUAAAGUGCAAGGUCGAGAAGGUGGGAAAGGAGCCGCUGAAUGAUUUGAAGUCAAUUGUUGAGAAGAAGAAGCUGGAAUGGAAGGAUGUGGCGUUCAUGGGUUUUGAUCAAGCAGAUGUGAAAUGCCUGAACCUGGCAGGGCUGAGUGCAGUACCCGGCGAUGCUCCAGCUGUGGCUAAAAAGGCUGCAAAAUACAUCUGCCAUUGUGCUGGGGGAUCGGGAGCCGUGAGGGAUUUCACCGAGCACAUUCGGCUGCAGAAGCAAAUGGCAAAAUCUCAGAGGGAGCAGGACCGCAUCGACCGCCACAACUUCUAAUCUUAAAAGAAGUCUACAUGGAAAAGGUUGAGAGUAAUAAAACAAAAUGAUGCACAUGCAUGUUAGAAGUAUUGAGGCCAGAUUUACAGUAGCCCACCCUCUUUCAAUCUAAGGUUUUAUAUAUCAGGACAUCAAAAAAGUCAUGUGGUCCGUACAUAAACACAAAACACAUUAUAAAACACUUUUGUUUAAAAAAAAAAAAAAAAAAACUGUUCCAAGGUCCAAACAACAAACUUGUUGCACCAAAAAUGUCUUUUUUUUUCACUAUGGCUAAGCAAUGUACUUGACCUCUUAGGUUCUCAAAAUUGUCUUCAUUUUUAACACUAAUAGAAGUUUGUUUUUGUUUUGUUUUUCCGGUUGAUUUGAUAAACCUGGUCAAAAAUAUUCCCUGGCAUUCAUGUCCCACUUGGCAGUAGCUGGGUUAAAGCAAAGAAACUUGCACCCGGACCUCAUGCAGUGAAGGUUUUUGUCCCCCUUCCCCACACACGCACACACACACUAUGAAUAGGAUUCUUGCACAUGGAAUAAAAGAAGAAAUUUUGACAACGCUUUGAAUUUCAUACUUUAAAUCAGAUGUUAAUUUAGGUUAGGGUUGAAUUCCAUCACACAAAGUAAAGCACCAAAUGUAAACAUAACGCGUUAAGCUAGCACUAGCAAGGCUGCACUGAACUGUCACAUUUACUACAAGGACACUGGAGGACUGUACUAGAAAGCAAUGUUUGGGGUCAACUCUGAAGCUACCGUGUAAGAUUUCUCUGUAAUCACAAAUCUACUGAUGGCUUCACUGUUAUGUUUUUCUUUUUCGAAACUGGCAGAUAGUGUCUCCAAGUCCUGGGAAGAAGUCAUGCAAAAAUCCAAAUAAUUACAAGGUCGAUGUGAAAAAGAAAUGAAGUCCUCUAUCACCUCUCCACUCAAAACAUGUCACAGUUAUCAUGCAUCUGUUGUUUAUGCCGCUGAUAUCCUCUGCUGCCCUGCUUCAAACAUAAGGGCAAUGCCUUAAAUAAAACUGAAGUUUGAUGGUUUCUUAGUAAGGUUUGGAGGUGAAGCUAGCUGGAUUCUGUCACUUUCCUCUUUUUGCAGGCUUUAUGCUUAGCUAGGUUUCUCCUCACUGUAGUAUACUCUAGCUUAUUCUGGAAUAGGGUAAGAAAGCAAACGUAUUCUUUAAAAAUAAGAAUUUAACAGUGUUUGUGAGGGGGAGGGGGAGGUGGGGUAAGGUGUAUGUGUAAAGGUGUAUUCUUUCCAUUUUUAAUUCUGUUAUUCAAAGAUUUUGCAUUGCUUUUCUCCUGUGCUUGUUUUGGUUAAAUGUCUUUUAAAUCAUUCUCUGGUUUUA
This is a messenger RNA of Pundamilia nyererei, 2529 nucleotides long. RefSeq names its product N-acylneuraminate cytidylyltransferase-like. The record is from RefSeq and is a predicted model, not a curated record. The transcript is spliced from 7 exons. Gene Ontology annotation, molecular function: N-acylneuraminate cytidylyltransferase activity. The coding region runs from base 186 to 1199 and encodes 337 amino acids. Lineage: Eukaryota; Metazoa; Chordata; Actinopteri; Cichliformes; Cichlidae.